AUGGUAAUCCAACACAUAUUUAAAUUCUUUCGGAGAGUGCUUCUAAAGACAAAGUUCUCGCAUCAUUUGGAAAUGGAUGUUAAGAACUUGGUGAAGGAGGGGCGGGCAGAGGUGUUGUAUCCAUCCUACGUUUUCUACAACCCCGUCCAAGAAUUCAACAGAGACUUGACCAUUGCAGUCAUUUCUGAGUAUGCAAAAGACAAACUUAAGAUCUCAAAACAGGAAAACAAAUCUCAGGUCAAAAUUGAGGGAAAGCAAGAUGAACAUAUGCAGGACAACAAAACUGAUGCAGUUCCAGGGGAAGAGGAAACAUUAGUAGCUGGAAAGUAUUAUGACAAAGGACUUAGAAUUUUUGAGGGACUUUCAGCUUCGGGACUACGCUCAGUCCGAUUUGGGUUAGAAAUUCCAGGUGUCAAAGAGAUUGUUGCUAAUGAUUUUGACAAAUCUGCAGUGGAAAUCAUCAACAAAAACAUAGAAUUGAACAAAAUGGAACAUUUGAUCAGAGCCAGCUGUGGAGAUGCAGCCAUGGUGAUGUAUCAGAAUCGAGAUAAAGAGAAAAGAUUUGAUGUAAUUGACCUUGACCCAUAUGGCAGUCCCCAUCUAUUUUUAGAUGCAGCUGUGCAGGCUGUAAGUGAUGGGGGAUUGCUCUGCAUUACUUGUACUGAUGCUGCUGUUUUGUGUGGGAAUUCCCCUGAAACCUGUCACUCUAAAUACGGCAGUGUCUCCCUGAGAUCUAAGUACUGCCACGAGAUGGCGCUGAGAAUCAUACUGAGAAGUGUAGAGUCUCACGCAAACCGGUACUCCCGCUACACAGAACCUCUGCUUUCUGUCAGCGUGGACUUCUAUUUUAGGGUUUUCGUAAGAGUGUAUAGUGGUCAGGGAAAAGUCAAGCGGUCACUCAGUAAGCUGUCUACGGUGUAUCACUGUGUAGGAUGUGGUUCCUUCCACCUACAGCGAAUGGGACACAUGAUCCCCACCAGUGGAGUGGGCAAUUACAAGUACACUGCAGGAAAUGGCCCAGCUGUGAAGGAGACCUGUGAUAACUGUGGCUUCAGAUACAAUGUAGGGGGCCCGGUGUGGGCGGAGGAAAUGCACUGCCCAGACUUUAUACAGAGGGUGAUAGACAGUGUGGAGAAAGAAAAAGAGAGAUUUCAUACAGCAAAGAGAAUUGUGGGAAUGCUGAGUGUGAUUAAGGAAGAACUGCAUGACGUACCGUUUUACUAUACAACAGAUGGACUUUGUGGUGUGUUACAUUGUGAAAUGUUGAGCUUCCCAGCAUUGAGAUCAGCAUUUCUGAAUGCAGGCCAUAGAGUCUCCCUUUCACACUGCGACAAGGACUCAAUCAAAACAGAUGCCCCGUCUUCCUUUGUGUGGGAUGUAAUGAGAGCAUGGACAAAACAAAAACCAGUGAAAGAGCGCCAUCUACAGGACAACACGCCUUGUAAAGCCAUUCUCUGUAAACCAUGCAGCAGUGAAGUGUCAUUUGAGCUUCAUCCCAACUCCAUCCCAGAAUCCAGAUUGAAAGGUUUAACACGGUGGCAGGCCAACCCUCAAAAGAACUGGGGGCCCAAGCCAAGAGCCAAGAGACAAACUCAGGGGAAGAAUGACGGCAACACUAGCGAGAAGAAGAAAAAGACCAAUCAGGAGACUGUGAAAACUGAUUUGAAUGGGAAGAAAGACAACAGAUCUUGCAGAUAUUUUCAGAAGGGACAUUGCCGUCUGGGGGAUUCCUGUAAAUUAGAACACUGAUGGAUCAGCUGAACUGCCAUUAUAAAUAAAUGGAUUUUAUAAUGGUUUGUACUGUGGAACAAUUAUGAUAGAUUUUAAAUGUACAAAGAAGGAAAACAAUGUAAAUAAAAUAUGGAUGUGA
This is a messenger RNA of Ostrea edulis (European flat oyster), 1870 nucleotides long. Its product is annotated as tRNA (guanine(26)-N(2))-dimethyltransferase-like. The coding region runs from base 1 to 1749 and encodes 582 amino acids. Gene Ontology annotation, molecular function: metal ion binding; RNA binding. The transcript has 7 exons. The record is from RefSeq and is a predicted model, not a curated record. Gene Ontology annotation, biological process: tRNA N2-guanine methylation. NCBI's taxonomy places the organism in Eukaryota, Metazoa, Mollusca, Bivalvia, Ostreida, Ostreidae. Gene Ontology annotation, cellular component: nucleus.